ACUAGUUGGCAUAGCCUUUAGUUUCAAUCAACAUUUCAAGUAGCUCAGAUCUUGCUAGCUAAAUUUAUUAAAACAAAUUCAUCUGAAAGUUGUCUUUCACAAAUCGAAUCAUAAUGGCAAAGUCUUCAUUUCCCUUCAAAAUCUUCCGCAGUAUCUACAAGAAUGAGUUCCAAUGGAUGCUGGUCAAGAGCUAUGGCCUUUUCUUUCUGGGAGUUUUUCUGGCCAAGGAGUUGACGGGCUUGGAACUGAUGCCGGUUUAGUCCUUUAAACCGACUAUGUGUUUAUAUUUACAUGCUGUGCAGAUCAUGAGCUCUUUUUUUGGGAGUUUGUCAAUAAACUUGUGGAGGAAGUACAUUUCCUGUUAUUAUAAUUAA
Molecule: messenger RNA, 374 nt
Organism: Drosophila kikkawai
Lineage: Eukaryota; Metazoa; Arthropoda; Insecta; Diptera; Drosophilidae
Source: RefSeq, a predicted model, not a curated record